Molecule: messenger RNA, 447 nt
Organism: Striga asiatica
Lineage: Eukaryota; Viridiplantae; Streptophyta; Magnoliopsida; Lamiales; Orobanchaceae
Source: the annotation of a GenBank genome assembly
AUGGAGCCGAAAAAUCCGGCACCAGCAUCCUCCGAAGAAAUAGUCCGAACUGGUCCCAAAUUAUCUUUUAUGGCUGCGAGCGAGAGAAGAACUAUGAAGAAAAAAUCAACGAAAUAUCUAAUCAGAUCGCCAAUGAACUCCGUGGACGAUCAGGGCCAGCAUCUCGGACGAGAUGGCAUCUCAGAUAGUGUAGCAACGGAGAUCAAAGGGGCUGCAAAAGUCAAAAUUCGUUUUCCUCUGAGCAAUUUCACGAGCAGCUACAGUUUGGACAACAAUGGCAGGAGUAGAACUGAUGUGGUGAUUGGUAAGGAAGCUAUGGACGUGUGUAUGCAUGACCGAACUUCAUUUGCUGCAAUUAUAGAGAUGGAGGAUGAAUUAGCUCAGUACAGGAAAUCGAGUGAUGCGCCUCAGUUGGAGGAGUUCAUACCGAAAAAAAAAAAUCUGUAA